Messenger RNA from Leptosia nina, 432 nucleotides. The record is from the annotation of a GenBank genome assembly. Lineage: Eukaryota; Metazoa; Arthropoda; Insecta; Lepidoptera; Pieridae.
AUGGAGCCAGAUCCAGAACCAUCAGUUUUCGACUCAUUAUGGAACGCAAGCCCAGUUAUAAUCGGUUUCAGUUUGCUGUUAGCCUAUGUUGCAUACAAGUGGAUCCAACGGCAAAAGUCAAUGUCUGAUGCAGAUGAGUCUACUAAAAAUCCUGAACGAUACUUGGCACGAAUGGAGGCAAUACAAACGGCUCGUGAGAAACAGCAAAGGGAGUGGGAGGAAGCAUCGCGCAAGAAACGAGAACAGGAUAUAGAGAAGGAGAAAAGGAAACGCGCUGAAAUCUUGGAGAAUCUGGAGAAGUAUGGCUCGAAGGGCGGUCAGAAACUUGGUCGACCAGCGGAUGGAGAUUAUCUUCCACUGUGUGGCGGUGAGUCAUCGAACUACAAACCGCCGAAACGUUCAGCAUGUGCCAAAGGGGGGUGUGGGAAGUAG